This is a messenger RNA of Micromonas commoda, 1738 nucleotides long. RefSeq names its product flagellar outer dynein arm-docking complex protein 1 (gene ODA1). The coding region runs from base 1 to 1668 and encodes 555 amino acids. The transcript is spliced from 2 exons. Lineage: Eukaryota; Viridiplantae; Chlorophyta; Mamiellophyceae; Mamiellales; Mamiellaceae. The record is from RefSeq and is a predicted model, not a curated record.
AUGGUGCGGAACGAGCAACCCACCGACACGGAGAUCGCGCUCAUGGAGCUCCAGCGCAAGUAUAAGAUCAUGGAGACCAACCGACGCGCGUACACCGAGGACGCGCAGGUCCACAUAAAGCGCCAGCGCGCGAUCAUCGACAAGCUCAAGGAGGAGAACGACGCCCUCAAGGGCGAGCUCUCCGCCGAGCUCGACGCGCCGGGCGCGCUGCCCACGCCCAACGUCAACGCCGAGAUCAUUCGUUUGACCGACUUUGCCGACCUCUACACCCGGAAGAUCGAGAUGGAGAGGCGCCGCGUGGAGGAGCUCGACCAGCACCUCGCGCUCUCGGAAGCCGCGAUCAUCCAGCAGAAGAAGGCAAUGGGAGGCGUGGGCGCCGCGAAGGAGAACGACCAGCAGCUCAUAAAGCAGGUCAGGGUCCUCGAGAACAAGCUCGACAAGACGCUGAUGAACUUCAACGAGGCCAUCUCCCACAACAAGAAGCUGCGCGACGAGAUCGACGUCUUGCGCCGCGAGCGGCUCACGUUUGACGAGGUGUACAAGAAGAUGAACAAGGAGCUCGCGGAGAAGAAGCGGGAGAUGGCCAACGUCGUGGAGAUCACCAACAUCGCGUACGAGGCCCGGGACCAGGCGCACAACGAGAUCGCGGCGUUGCGCGCGCAGGGCGACAGGGAGGCUGCGCAGUUUGACGCGGAGUGGCGCGAACUCGGGCGCAUCAUCGAGCACGACAAGAAGAUGAAGGAGGCGGACAUGCGCAACAAGCUCAAGGCUGCCGAGCUCGGUUUGGCGCUCGCGGAAGGGAAGGAGAAGGCGGGUAUGAACACCGCCAAGGGCGACUGGGCGAUGGAGGCGAAGAAGGGCGCGUCGCAGCUGGCGCUGUACGAGGAGGCUUUCAAGCAGAUUAAGAAAGCCACCGGCAUGACGGACAUCGACGACCUGGUGACGGCGUUCAUCGCCGCCGAGGACCAGAACUUCUCGCUCUUCAACUUCGUCAACGAGCUCAACAAGGAUCAGGAGAAGCUCGAGGAGCAGGCGGCCGAGCUCAGGGCCGAGAUUGCGCGGUACCAGGGCAGCGGCAGCGUCGAGCACGUGCAGCGCAAGCGAAUCCUGCAGGAUCUCGAGAAGCAGUUGGUCAAGACGGAUGCCAACACGCAACAGUACGAGAAGCGGUUUCAGGGAACCCAGAUGACCUUCGACGCCCUGAAGGAGGCUGUCGCUUCGAUGUACGCCAAGCUGGGCUGCGACGACCCGAGCAACCGCGAGCUCUUGGGCGACCAAGGGGUCACCGAGGCUAACAUUCUCUCCUACCUCGGCGUCAUCGAGCAACGAUCGAACGAGAUCCUGCAGAUGUACGCCGCGGCCACGUCUCCGGACGACGUGACCCAGGUGCUCGGCGCGACCGGACCGCUGACUCCCUCUGGGAAGGGCAAGACCGGCGGCGGCGCGGGUCCCGCGACCAUCGUGCCGCCGAGCACGGCGGCUGACGAGGACGACGACGAGGACAGCGACGACGGGUCCGCGCCGCUCACCAGGGAGGAGCUGCAGGCGAAGACGCUGAGGGCGCUGAGCCGGGGGUCGUCGGGCCAAGGGGCGAGACGGGGCGGCGCGGCGGCGGGGGGAGGCGCGAGGAAAGGCGCGGGGGGCAGGAAGGUGUCGAGGAGGCUCUGACGCGUCGGUGAGUCGUCGUGAGUGAGAGCUUUAAUUCCAACGCGUGCGUAAAAAGAAAGUAGCGUCGUCG